Fusarium fujikuroi IMI 58289 is the source of this 3015-nucleotide messenger RNA. Its product is annotated as related to DNA mismatch repair protein PMS1. NCBI's taxonomy places the organism in Eukaryota, Fungi, Ascomycota, Sordariomycetes, Hypocreales, Nectriaceae. Gene Ontology annotation, cellular component: MutLalpha complex. Bases 1 to 3015 code for a protein of 1004 amino acids. Gene Ontology annotation, molecular function: mismatched DNA binding; ATP-dependent DNA damage sensor activity; ATP hydrolysis activity. The transcript has 4 exons. The record is from RefSeq and is a predicted model, not a curated record. Gene Ontology annotation, biological process: mismatch repair.
AUGUGCAAGGUCCUGCGUGAACCUCUGUAUGAAAAGGUCCACAUGGCAACUAUAAAACAGAUCGAUGGACGCACGGUUCAUCAGAUCCAGUCCGGCCAGGUUAUAGUCGACCUUUGCUCUGUUGUGAAGGAACUGGUUGAGAACAGCGUCGAUGCUGGGGCAACAAGCAUAGGUGGGUAUCCGACCGUUCCGAUCGAACAAUCCAUCGGCAGCAAUAAAUGGAGUAUUCUGACUGACCUUCCCACAGAUGUUCGUUUCAAAAACCAAGGACUUGAUCUCGUCGAGGUGGCUGACAAUGGGUCUGGCAUCGCCCCUGCCAACUAUCCAUCAGUAGCUCUCAAGCACCAUACGUCAAAGCUCUCUUCAUACUCGGAUAUAGCUACGUUAGAGACAUUUGGUUUCCGGGGUGAAGCAUUAGCCUCAUUAUGUGCUUUGUCAAUUGUGAGCAUCACGACUUGCCAGCAGGGCCAAGCUCCUAAGGGGACCAAGCUCAGCUUCGAGCCAUCAGGGGCCCUCAAAGGAACUGCAGUUGUUGCAGCUUCAAAAGGCACAACCGUUUCAGUUGAGCGUCUCUUCCACAACCUGCCUGUUCGUCGGCGUGAGCUUGAGCGAAACAUAAAGCGAGAGUGGAAUAAGGUCAUCGCCCUCCUUGGACAAUACGCUUGUAUUCAAACCAAUCUCAAAUUCUCCGUGUCUCAGCAACCAAGCAAAGGGAAAAGAAUUCACCUAUUUUCGACCAAGGGUAAUCCGACCACAAGAGAAAACAUCAUCAAUAUCUUUGGUGCAAAGACGAUGACGGUCCUUGUGCCCCUCGAUUUGACUCUGGAAAUGCAUGAUUCCACAGGCGGUCCAACUCUGCAAAUUGACCAAAAACACGAAUCAAGCUCUAGGGAUGUCCGUGUCGUGGGGCAUGUUUCCCGGCCUUCUCAUGGUGAUGGACGCCAAACUCCAGAUCGCCAGAUGUUCUUUGUGAACGGGAGGCCAUGUGGCUUGCCCCAAUUCUCAAAGGCAUUUAACGAGGUGUACAAGGCUUACAACAACUCACAAGCUCCUUUUAUUCUAGCGGAUAUUCAGCUCGAUACCCACAUGUACGACGUCAAUGUCAGUCCAGACAAGAGGAGUAUAUUGUUACAUGAUCAAAACAUACUGCUUGAUAACCUACGCACUUCCCUGGCAGCCCUUUUCGACUCGCAAGAUUACUCAGUCCCGACCUCUCAGCUCUUGCCCUUCAAGAACCGCACCGAGAAGCAGUCAACUACUAACACGUCCUUCAAACCAUUAUCGAUCACUUCUCAGAAGCCUCUGGAUGAUUCCCAGCCUGAAGUCGAAUCAGAUGGAGACAAUUACGAAGGCAGCGCCAAUGACAAGGUGCCACUUGGUGCCUGGAUGGGUAGAGAGGGGAUCAACGUCGCGGCCAAAAGACCGAAGCGCCACAGCGUCAACUUUUGCACAGAAUCAAAAACCAUCCGCAGUGAUGAGAAUGAUGCUGGGAAGCCACUCCCUGUGCGCGAUUUCAACAAGCAACUGAAAGUAAACAGUGUUAUGAAGACUGGCUCUUCUCCCAUUAAGAGGAAAUCAUCAGAAUUGCUUGAGACUGAGCCCCAGAUUCCUGCUACGAGACCACUGAGGCGUGGACAAGUCGAGAGCUCCCACACUAGCCCGGCGAAGACGCCACGGGAAAAGACAAGAUCUGAGGCCGCUACGAUAGUCAUUGGUGAUGAGAUCAUACAGGAUGUUGCGAGUACCCCUGAUGGUCAUGCCAAUAAUGUGGCUGUUUCUGAGGACGAAAUGGAGGUUGACGAUCCAAAGCCAUCUUUCGGAAGCCGCCUGACACAGAUAUAUGCAGCUGGCAGCGGCGCGACAGAAAGGGAGAUAUCUUUUCGUAAGGAGAGAGCGGGCAAGGGUGAUGAAAUUUCCGAUUCUGAAGGCAUAGAUACAAACAGCGACAGCGACACAUCCAAUGCGAACAAGGAUGGGAAAGCUGUCAGUGAGCCAGCUAUUCCGGUUGCUGGGAGCGAUCGACUAGAAAAACAGACGGAAACAAGGGACUUGUCUGAUAUUACGCCCUUCACAUUUGCGGUUGAACCUGCCACAACGGAUCAUAAGACUCAAUCUCUCAAGUCUAGUGUCCGGAAGAAAGAGUCUACGGCCCAACUACUACAACACCUACGAACGGACGAAAGUCUCAUCAAGCUGGUGUUGGAAUCAUGGAAGAAUAACCUCAGUCCAAGUCAAGAUUGUACGACUGUCGAUGAAGAAGUGACAGAUCUUGCGGCAGCCAAUGCGGAAGAGAAAUUGUCACUUACUAUAGCUCGCAAGGAUUUUCUAAAAAUGAAAAUAGCCGGGCAAUUUAACAUGGGUUUCAUCAUCGCAACACGUCCCGCGAGCACCAAAUCGGAGGAAGACAUCGAGGUAGCUCAGAAGGACGAGUUGUUUAUCAUUGACCAACACGCAACAGACGAGAAGUAUAACUUUGAGAGAUUGCAAGAGAUCCAGACAGUACAGUCUCAACGACUAGUUCACCCGAAAAGGCUAGAGCUGACAGCACUGGAAGAAGAAAUUGUGUUACAAAAUAUCCCUGCCAUUGAGGCUAACGGGUUCAAGGUCCAUGUCGACAUGACUGGGGAUGAACCCGUGGGCUCAAGGUGUGAAGUCCUGGCGCUCCCCAUGAGUCGUGAGGUGACCUUCUCGAUCACUGACCUUGAAGAACUGAUAGCAUUGCUUGGUGAGGAAUCAUCUGAGUCGAAGCAUAUUCCCCGUCCCUCCAAAGUGAGGAAGGUGUUUGCAUCAAGGGCAUGUCGCAGCAGUGUCAUGAUUGGGAAGGCUUUGACGCAUGGGCAAAUGGAGACACUUGUGCGGCAUAUGGCAGAGUUGGACAAGCCUUGGAACUGCCCGCAUGGCCGUCCAACGAUGAGACAUCUGUGUCAAUUGGACUCGUGGGAUGCGAAGGGGUGGAGGGACGACAACUUGCAGGCUCCAUCGGUAUCUUGGCGAGCGUACUUGAAUGGCGAAUAG